AUGAUUAAGGUAACAUUUAUUGUUAAUGAUAUCUCUUUGAAUUUGGAGUUAAGUACUGAGGAAACAGUCGAACAAAUUAAGAAUUUUUUGGUUGAAAAUUUAGAAAAAAGUAAUGAUUUUUCUAUUAAAAAGUUUUGGAUAAAAAGGAUGGAGCUGUUAUUUAAAAUAAAGGGAAUAUCAUUUGUAACCAAAUUAAAGUAUUGGAAAAUGUGAUAAUGAUACUUUGA
Messenger RNA from Paramecium octaurelia, 227 nucleotides. Lineage: Eukaryota; Ciliophora; Oligohymenophorea; Peniculida; Parameciidae. The record is from the annotation of a GenBank genome assembly.